Paraglomus occultum is the source of this 134-nucleotide messenger RNA. Lineage: Eukaryota; Fungi; Glomeromycota; Glomeromycetes; Paraglomerales; Paraglomeraceae. The record is from the annotation of a GenBank genome assembly.
AAAUUGAAUAUAACAAACCUGAACAGGAAACUGAAUCAUCAAUGGUUAAUGAUGAGCAAAGCAUGAAAGAGAUUGAAUAUAACAAACCUGGACCGGAAACCGAAUCAUCAGUGAUAAAUGAUGAACAAAUAUGA